This is a messenger RNA of Hippopotamus amphibius kiboko, 690 nucleotides long. RefSeq names its product cholecystokinin (gene CCK). Gene Ontology annotation, molecular function: neuropeptide hormone activity. Gene Ontology annotation, cellular component: extracellular region; axon. The record is from RefSeq and is a predicted model, not a curated record. The transcript is spliced from 3 exons. Lineage: Eukaryota; Metazoa; Chordata; Mammalia; Artiodactyla; Hippopotamidae. Gene Ontology annotation, biological process: digestion. Bases 64 to 411 code for a protein of 115 amino acids.
UUGGCUCGGCUCCUCCGCUGCUCUGGCAGAAACGCGAAGCCCGCUGCGUCCUAUUCCCAAGCCAUGAACGGCGGCGUCUGCCUGUGCGUGCUGAUGGCGGUCUUGGCGGCAGGCGCCCUGGCACAGCCCGUGCCUCCCGCCGACUCCGCGGGACCCCGGGCGCAGCAGGAGGAGGCGGCGCCGCGGAGGCAGCUGAGGGCGGUGCCGAGAGUGGACGAAGAGCCCCGAGCGCACCUGGGCGCGCUGCUGGCCAGAUACAUCCAGCAGGCUCGGAAAGCUCCUUCUGGCCGAAUGUCUGUGAUCAAGAACCUGCAGAGCCUGGACCCGAGCCACAGGAUAAGAGACCGGGACUACAUGGGCUGGAUGGAUUUCGGCCGGCGCAGCGCCGAGGAGUACGAAUACACUUCCUAGAAGACCGGCCUUCGUCAGGGCAACAGGAAGCGACCUCCUGACUCAGAGGAGGCAGAAUAAGAAAACGAUCACACUCAUAACUCGUAGUCUCUCCGACCUCUGACAUUUAAAGUAUCUAUUUAUUAAGUUUUCAAUGUGAAAAAUCUGUCUGUAACAUUGUCCAAUGUAACCAUGCACCUCAGCAGAAAUGUACAAAUGGAAGACAAAAUGUUUCCCUCAUCUGUGACCCCCAGGUCCUAAAGUAUUGCUAUGCUAUUAAAGUGAUUUCAUUCUGCCCCU